UGGACGUGACGUGUAACAGACGGAGGAUCAGUGACGUCACGUGUGCGAGCAGCUGCUGUCACUCUGUGUGUCCUGCAGGUAGUCGCCUCCUCCUCCUCCUCCUCCUCUUCCUCCUCUUCCUCCUCCUCCUCCUGAUGAUGAAGGUGUUUCACAGUCCAGGUCGUCAUGGUUACGCUGUGGAAGCUUCUCCCUUCCUGGCGAACCGAUCGGCCUGCGCUGCCUCUCAGUUCUACGGACUCGCGGGUUGUGGUUCCCUGAUGGUUCUGGAGGAGACGGAGACGGGAGUUUCUCUAGUGAGGAGCUGGGAGUGGAGUGACGGCCUGUUCGACGUGGCGUGGAGUGAAACCAAUGAACACGUCCUCGUCGCCGGCGGUGGAGACGGCAGCCUGACGCUGUGGGACACAGCCAAUCACAACGCUCCGCUGAGGGUGGCCAAGGAACACACACAAGAGGUGUACGCUGUAGACUGGAGUCAGACCCGAGGAGAGAACCUCAUCGUCUCUGGAUCUUGGGAUCAAACUGCCAAAGUGUGGGACCCUGCUCUCAGCCGCUCGCUCUCCACGCUCAGAGGUCAUGAAGGGGUCAUCUACAGCACCGUGUGGUCGCCUCACAUCCCAGGAUGCUUUGCGUCAGCCUCAGGGGACGGGACGCUCAGGGUGUGGGACCUGAAGGCCGCUGCGUGCCGAUUGGCCGUCCCAGCGCACAAGGCGGAGAUCCUCAGCUGUGAUUGGUGCAAAUAUGACCAGAACCUCGUGGCCACCGGCUCGGUGGACUGCAGCGUGUGUGUGUGGGACCUGAGGAACGUACGGCAGCCUGUCAGUCGACUGGGAGGACACAGCUACGCCAUCCGCAGAGUCAAGUUUUCUCCGUUCAGUGCCACGGUGCUGGCGUCCUGCUCGUACGACUUCACUGUCCGGUUCUGGGAUCACAGCAGGGAGCGGCCUCUCCUGGACACGCUGGAGCAUCACUCUGAGUUCGUCUGCGGGUUCGACUUCAACCUGCACGUCCCCAACCAGGUUGUCGACUGUUCCUGGGACGAGACGGUGAAGAUCUACACCCCCGCCUGUCUGUCCCCUGGAGGACAGGGGGCCACAUCGUAGAGCUUCAUCCAAAACUGGAUCCAAACCCCGGGUCUGGUCCUCAGAGUCCAGGUCCUCACUACAGGGGUUUCACAUGGAAACCAUGGCAACCAGUCCUCACAGAGGUGGAGCUGCAAAGACUCUGGAAACUGGACUUUCAUUUAUCUGCAUACGAAAAUGAUUUGAAAUGUUUAAUCUGGAACCGUGUGUGUGUGUGUGUGUGUGUCGAUGUGUGUGUGUGUGUGCGUGUCGAUGUGUGUGUGUGUGUGUGUUUAUUUACUAAUAAAAGAGCCUGUGACCCUGUUUGUUAGUUUCAGUUCAGAUCUGCAGCUGAUGUGAAUAAAUCCUCGUCUCUCACUCGA
Molecule: messenger RNA, 1441 nt
Organism: Limanda limanda (common dab)
Lineage: Eukaryota; Metazoa; Chordata; Actinopteri; Pleuronectiformes; Pleuronectidae
Gene: pex7
Product: peroxisomal biogenesis factor 7
Exons: 11
Coding region: 135-1100 (321 amino acids)
Biological process (GO): protein import into peroxisome matrix
Cellular component (GO): peroxisomal matrix; cytosol
Molecular function (GO): protein binding
Source: RefSeq, a predicted model, not a curated record